Closterium sp. Yama58-4 is the source of this 1545-nucleotide messenger RNA. The record is from the annotation of a GenBank genome assembly. NCBI's taxonomy places the organism in Eukaryota, Viridiplantae, Streptophyta, Zygnematophyceae, Desmidiales, Closteriaceae.
AUGGACACGUCAGCUCUGACGACGUUAUCUACGAUCAUGGACACGUCGGAUCCAAUCGUUCUCGCCAGCGUAGCCACGGCGGCGCUCGUGCUCUUCCUGUUUAUUUGGCGUAUCGUCUUCUUCUUUACCGCGGACGCGGACUUGACGCUGCUCCUCAAGGGCCCGCCGCCGGAAGGGGCGUUCGAGGACAAGGUGGUGUGGAUCACGGGCGCGAGCCAGGGCAUCGGCCAGGAGCUGGCGCAGCGUUUCGCGGCGAUGGGUGCGCGCCUGAUUCUCUCCGCGCGCUCCGCGGAGCGCCUGGAGGUGGUGCGCGCGACGUGCCGGGGGAAGCACGCGCCGGAGGGGGUGGUGGUGCUGCCGUUCGACCUCAAGGGGGGCGCGGACGUGCUGCGCGGCGCAGUGCGCCAGGCGGAAAGCGCGUUCCGCGGGGAGGGGGCGCGCGGAGAGGAAGGGCCUCCCCCCCUCUCCCAGUUCCCCCCUCUCACCACUGUUGUUACCGCGGUCUCUUUCCUCCUCAAUUCUCUCCAGUCAUAUGUACUCCCUCUCCUCUCUCCCCUCUUCUGUCUUCUCCGCCUUUGUAUCCACCUAAACCCCUUCCUCUCACUUGUCCCCCUUCCCCUGCACUUGUCCCCCUUCCCCUGCACUUGUACCCACAUGCAGAAGCUCACAUGUGAAGACACUCCAGAGGACACUCUCCGGGGCAUGUUGGAGGUCAACGUGGUAGCCACUAUCGAGCUCACGCGCUACCUGCUGCCGUGCAUGAUGCAGCGCAACAAGGGGCAGGUCCUCGUGGUGAGCAGUGCAGCAGGCAAGCUCCCAGCGCCCACGCAGGGCGUCUACGCCGCCACCAAGCACGCCCUGCACGGGUACUUCAACACGCUGCGGUACGAAGCGGUGCAGCACGGUGUGGCCGUCACGCUCGUGUGCCCUGGCCCGAUCGCCACUGAGGGCUCGGCUGAGGGGGCAAUCAAAUCCGCCUUGAAGCCAUCCGUUGAUCAAGCCGUUGGUGCUGCUGCUGCUGCUGCUGCUGGGGGAGACGAGAAGAAGGCUCGGCUGAGGGGUCGAUCAAAUCCGCAUCGAAGCCAUGUGCUGAUCAAGCCGUUGGUGCAGCCUCUAGGGGAGACGAAAAGAGCUCAUUGUGAGUGCUGCUGCUUGGCGGCUGGAAGAAGCAUGGAUCUCCAAACAUCCUGUGCUGCUACUCAUGUACCUCGCACAGUAUUUCCCUGCCACCUGCAGCAUGCUGUUCAGACGGAUCGGCCCCAAGCGAGUUCAAGCACUCAAGGCAGGCAGCAACAACAUGUAUUCUGCAAGCCUCCUAUUCACCCGCACAUCCUCCCCUUCCUCCUCCUCUCUUUCCUCUUCCUCCUCCCCACUCUCCGCCUCCUCCUCUUCCUCUUUCUCCAGCCGCUCGCCCUCUCCCACACACGUACCCCGCACACUCUCUCAGCCACUCAAGUCCCUCUCCUCCUCGUCUCUCACUCGCACAUCGACGCAUGCACCCGCUCCCGCACCCUCGCACCUAUUAGUCCAGAGAUCGUUUUUUAG